AUGGACGUGUUGGGCCUUUUAUCCAACAUCUCACAGGUCGUUGACCUCCUUGUCAAAAUCGGCGUCAUGUGCUCAAUAUACUGCUUCGACGUUAAAAACGCCCCCAAAGAAGUGCGGCUGCUCUUGAGGGAGGUCGAUCGGCUAACAGUUGUUAUCAAAGAGCUCGAAAUCUUACUCAAUGGAUCGAAAGGGGCCACCAAGAUAGAAUCGCCCGUCUUACGGCAAACCGUUUUCGACCUCCGCAAGCUGCUAGCAGAGCUAGUAGCGAAACUAGAUCUAGGAGCGAAGAAUACUUCUACUAGGGCUAUGUGGCCGUUUAAGAAACGAGAAAUUCACGAUAUUUUAGCUACCAUUGAUAGGCAAAAGGCCAAUAUUGUGCUAAAUAUGAGCAUUGAGCAAACAUCAAUCCUCGUCGACGUGCAUCAAGAAUUUGUUCUAUCGAAACUCAGAGUCGCAGAAGCCGCUACCUUCGACUCCAGCGUAGAUGGAGAGCAGUCGUACUGCCUUCCAGGCACGCGGACUGAAGUCAUCGCACAGAUCCGACAUUGGAGCACCGAGCAGAAUGGCCAGUCUAUCUUCUGGUUGAACGGUAUGGCGGGCACUGGCAAAUCGACUAUUUCUCGAACAGUGGCCCAGCUAUCAGGCAAUAAUGAUGUUUUUGGAGCGAGCUUCUUCUUCAAAAGAGGUGAAGGAAAUCGUGGGAGGGCAACAUUUCUCUUCACCACAAUAGCCGCCCAGCUUGUCCGCCGACUGCCGUGCCUCGCUCCUCAUGUCCGCGAAGUUUUGGUUCUUGAACCUUUUAUUCAUGAAAAACCUCUGAAUGACCAAUUCCAAAAGUUGAUUGUAGACCCACUAAGCAAGAAUCCGCGAUGCUGGGGGCCAAACUUGCUUAUUGUUAUUGACGCUCUGGAUGAAUGUGGCUCAGAGGAUGAUAUGAGAGCAUUGAUCGGCGUCUUCUCAAAGGCACAGGAUACGAUCAGUCCUCGGGUCAAAUUUUUUCUCACAAGUAGGCCAGAGCUGCCAAUCCGGCUUGGGUUCGAGAAAAUUGGUGGAAAAUAUGAUAAUUUGCUUCUCGCGGCAGUUCCUGCCACUACUAUCGCACUCGAUAUUGAGCUGUUUAUGCGAAAUAAACUUCAGACAAUCAAGGCAGAUUAUAACAUGUCCGUUUCCGAGCAUCGCAAAAUAGCAUCCGACUGGCCUGGAACAGAUUCACUGCAAAAGCUCAUUACUACAGCUAUUCCUCUGUUCAUCGCCGCAGCAACAAUCUGCCGUUUCCUGAGCGACCGAAGAUUAGGAAGCCCUCACCAUCAACUCAACAGACUUCUCGAGUAUCAAACAAUAAAGAUAUCGGGCAUGGAUAUGACGUAUCUUCCAGUCUUGGAUCGCCUGACUGCUGGUCUUUUGCCUAGCAAAAGACAAGAAGUCCUGCAAAGAUUCCGAUAUUUAAUCGGCUCCAUCAUCAAUUUGGCUCGGCCUCUAUCCAUUAGAAGCCUUUCUAAUCUCCUUGGGAUUUCAACAGAUGUUAUUGAAGAUCAGCUCGAUCUUUUGCAUUCAGUUCUUAGCGUCCCUACGGAUUUAGAUACUCCUGUGAGACUGCUGCAUCUCUCUUUUCGGGAUUUCUUGGUUGACGCUGAAGAAACACACUCCAAAAAUGACUUCUGGGUAGAUGAACAAGCAUCUCACUCAAAGUUAUUCUCGCAGUGUCUUGAGCUGCUAUCUCAUAAUCUCAAGGAAGACGUCUGUUGUCUUCAAUCUCCAGAAACACUCCAUUCAGAUAUAAGCCAAGCGGUCAUUGACGAAUGUUUGCCCGCCGAAAUUCGAUAUGCUUGCAUACAUUGGGCCUAUCAUCGCAAAUUUAGCAAUCGCAGAAUAUGUGAUAAUGACGAAACGCACAAAUUCUUGGCAAAGUACUUACUCAAUUGGCUUGAGGCGCUUAGUAUUCUGAAGCAAAGCGCCGAGAGUAUUCAUAUACUGGAUGUUUUACUGAGUAAACUUGACGUACGUGAUAAUCAAACAACAGACGCUCAAGCGGUUGGAAACCUUUUGCGAGAUGCACGGCGCUUUGUCUUCGCGAAUCUAGACACAAUGAAUAAAGUGCCGCUGCAAAUAUAUUCUUCUGCACUCAUAUUUGCUCCAGAACAGAGCAUCGUUCGAGAGCUGUUCGACACAAGCAUUCCUGAUAAAUUUCUCUUUCUGAUUGGAGGGACGAUGGAAAUUUGGGAUAUGAGAACGAUUUCUUGCAUCGCAGUGUACAAUGGAGUACUAUCCGAAUCUGUUCGUUUCUCACCUGAUGGCAACGAUCUCUUCUAUCUUACUUGGCGCAAAACUCUUCAGAUUAUGAGUACGGCUACAAGAAGCUGUGUCGCUGAGUUCAGAGGCCAUACAGACACAAUUACAUUCGCCAUGUUUUCUCCAGAUGGUCAACAGCUUGCUUCAUCCAUGGCUGGGUCGGGACGUCGGACUAUUGGAAUCUGGAAUACAAUGACAGCCAUUUGCGAGAUUGUACUGGAAGGCCAUAGGGCCCAUAUAUCCGACAUUAUUCUAUCAAGCGACGAAAAGAGAAUUGCAUCAGCUUCGUUCGAUAAAAGUAUAAGAGUAUGGGACGCACAAAAUGGGUCUUGCAUAGCCACAUACAUCGGCCACAGCGAGCCAUUAUACAACAUUGCUUACUCUUCGGACGGAACUUUACUUAUAUCGUUGGAUCACCAGGGUAACUCAAAAGUCUGGGAUACUAACUCAGAAAUACAGCCACAAAAAAUAGAAAGUCACGGAAGCGCAGUCCUCGAAGUUGUUCUUUCUCCAGACAAGAAAAGGGCCGUAACUACCGCUGGGGAGCGCACCAUCAAGCUCUGGGAUACUGCCACUGGCGAGUGUAUCACGACGGACGCUUUGUCAUAUCUCACGUUUUCACCUGAUGGCAAUUAUCUUAUGCUUGGCUAUGAGGAUGGAGCUGUUCGGUUAUAUCAUUUACCAACUGGAAAGUGGAGGAAAAUGAGCGAGGCGCAUGAGAGGCUGGUAAAUCUUAUCACAAUGUCAGCAGAUGGUACGACAUUGGCUUCUUACGGCGUUGGGGAAGUCAUAAUUUGGGAAACAGACACAUGUGCGUCCAUUGCCAAGCAUGAAUUAGCUUCCCAUACUUCAGGAAUAAGCCAAAUUCUUCUGCUUAUUACUACCAAUGUGGGCACACUUACAGUCGACCCGCCUACCCUUCAGGAGGCAAAAGCCAUAGGGCUUGGCUUGAGCAACGACGGCGAGUGGAUUACAUGGGAUUCUCGCAAUUUGCUCUGGCUGCCGCCCACAUUCAAAAUAUCGGCAUCGGAUAUUGAUGUCGCGGCAUCCCUGGUUGCUCUCGGGACUCGCCUCGGGCGGCUGCUCUUGAUUGGCAUUGAUGCCUCCAAAAUUCCUUCACCUACGGAUACUGUCGCGCUGAACCUUUUGGACGCCACGAAUGUGCCUUGA
This is a messenger RNA of Trichoderma atroviride IMI 206040, 3459 nucleotides long. The record is from RefSeq and is a predicted model, not a curated record. NCBI's taxonomy places the organism in Eukaryota, Fungi, Ascomycota, Sordariomycetes, Hypocreales, Hypocreaceae.